AUGUCUCUCAUUCCAAGAUUCUUUGGCAACAGACGAAGCAACGUUUUCGAUCCAUUCUCUCUUGAUAUUUGGGAUCCCUUUGAGGGCUUCCCUUUCUCAAGCUCGGUAGCCAGUGUGCCAAGCUCUGCCAGCGAAACCUCUGCAUUUGCUAAUGCUCGUAUAGACUGGAAAGAGAUUCCAGAAGUCCACAUUUUCAAGGCUGAUCUUCCGGGAUUCAAGAGGGAAGAGGUUAAGGUGGAGGUUAAAGAAGGAGGAGUGCUUCAGAUCAGUGGAGAGAGGAGCAAAGAGCAAGAGGAAAAGAAUGACAAGUGGCAUCGCGUGGAAAGGAGCAGUGGCAAGUUCCUUCGCCAGUUUAGGCUGCCGGAAAAUGCCAAGACAGAUCAGGUAAAGGCUAGCAUGGAGAAUGGUUUACUUACUGUGACUGUGCCUAUGGAGGAAGUGAAGAAGCCUGAGGUGAAAUCCAUUGAGAUCUUUGGAAAAAAAUAUGAUCCUACUAACACUUCAUUUACAAAGCGUAAUCAAUAA
Messenger RNA from Fraxinus pennsylvanica, 525 nucleotides. The record is from the annotation of a GenBank genome assembly. Lineage: Eukaryota; Viridiplantae; Streptophyta; Magnoliopsida; Lamiales; Oleaceae.